Cryptomeria japonica (Japanese cedar) is the source of this 855-nucleotide messenger RNA. RefSeq lists its product as uncharacterized. The coding region runs from base 1 to 855 and encodes 284 amino acids. The record is from RefSeq and is a predicted model, not a curated record. Lineage: Eukaryota; Viridiplantae; Streptophyta; Pinopsida; Cupressales; Cupressaceae. The transcript has a single exon.
AUGGUUUGCCUACAGGAAACUAAGCUGUCUAAAGCUGAGGGUGAACACUUUUUGACUUACUGCAAAGGAUGGAAGGGUUUGUUUGUGCAAGCAAUGGGCUCGGAUGGAGGUAUUGGCAUCUUAUGGAGGGAAUGUGAAUUCUCAGUCUCCUUAGUCGAGAAUCACCAGAAUUGGUUGGCUGUGAAGGCAUUUAGCAUGUCCUUGAAUGUGCACUUCAUUGGGAUUUGCAUCUAUGGGCCUACUAAAACCAAAGAGAAACAAAGAAUUUGGGGCCAAAUUACUGACUUCUUAAAUCUUCAGAAGCAGGGGAUGUUGAUCCUUGGAGGAGAUUUCAAUUCAAUUUUGGAUGUGGCUAAGAAGUUGGGAGGCAACAAUUGCACUACUCAAGGAAUGGUGGAUUUUAGAAACUUCAUUCAGAAUUCAGGACUUAUGGAUAUCUACAUUGAAAAUGGCAUUUACACAUGGACCAACCGAAGAAGAGAUUUUCUGAACAUCUCUGAAAGAUUGGAUAGGUUUCCGAUUUCCCCAGUAUGGAUACAAGACGACUUCUCUGUCAGGGCAAAAUUUUUGCCAUGUUCCAUCUCUAAUCAUUUUCCAAUCGAAUUGCAUAUUGAUGGGCAUUUUCACAACAUUAAGACAUGCUUUAAAUUUGAGAGUAUGUGGUGGAAAGACCACAACUUAAUAUCACAACUGGAAUUAUGGUGGCGGGAGGCAAAAUUUGGGGGCUCAAUUAGCUUUCAAAUUCACAAAAAAUUACAGUAUAUCAAAUUGAAGCUUAAGGAUUGGAAUAGAAAUGUAUUCAGAAAUAUUUUUUACAGAAAAUAUUUUAAAUGUACAAGAGCUCAAGGCGCUUAA